AUGAGGCCUCUACGAGUGACUGUAGCCUUUUUCUUUGCACCCAUACUAGCAUUUGCCGGCCAAGCCACAUCUGCAAGAGCAGCCUUAUCAGAAAGCAGAUACAGUAGAGCUCACUCCCUGGGAGACAAUUAUUCCUUUGAUCCGCGGGACGGGUGGCAGAGCGUUAAUGUCACCAAUUUGGAAUACAAGUAUAGGCGCAAUACCAGUAAUGGUGAUCGCAGCCAUUCAAUCUCUGACAAGAAAUCGACCGCACAUCCCAAGUCGGGUUUAGGCACGACAAUAAGUAAUGUCGUCAAAGGCGUUUUCCAAGGAUUAAAAGGUUUUGGAAAACCCGAACCCGUAACAAUUACAUGGUACACUGGCCACGAUUUAGAGAAUCCCAGUUGUUGGGCAAACGGGAAAUGGGCACCAACUGAUGAAUCGUUCGCAUGUGCGUUGACCAUGGAAGGAUGGACAACUCGCCCAAAGUGUUUCAAAUUUUUAGAACUCUGCAAAACGUCCAAGAAGUGUGUUUUUGUGCGGGUGGUAGAUACCUGCGCUGGAUGUGCAGCUGGUUCCAAACACGUGGAUUUAACAAAAGCUGCAUUCGGGCAACUUGCCAAUUUUGACGAAGGCAUUUUGACAGUGCAAUUGAGGGCAGCUACUGAACCAGAAGGAUGGUAUGAAAAACUCUGGGGCCCCAAAGUGGACGACAAAGAUUGA
Messenger RNA from Psilocybe cubensis, 702 nucleotides. RefSeq lists its product as uncharacterized. The transcript is spliced from 5 exons. The coding region runs from base 1 to 702 and encodes 233 amino acids. The record is from RefSeq and is a predicted model, not a curated record. Lineage: Eukaryota; Fungi; Basidiomycota; Agaricomycetes; Agaricales; Agrocybaceae.